Molecule: messenger RNA, 1692 nt
Organism: Eurytemora carolleeae
Lineage: Eukaryota; Metazoa; Arthropoda; Copepoda; Calanoida; Temoridae
Gene: Rga
Product: CCR4-NOT transcription complex subunit 2
Exons: 16
Coding region: 77-1291 (404 amino acids)
Biological process (GO): regulation of stem cell population maintenance; regulation of DNA-templated transcription; nuclear-transcribed mRNA poly(A) tail shortening
Cellular component (GO): CCR4-NOT core complex; P-body
Source: RefSeq, a predicted model, not a curated record
UUUCAAUUCUAAAGAGACAAAUCAAUGUGAGAUAUUGAGACGAGUUUUCAAUAGAUUUGUGCGAACUCUAGAUUGAAUGGUACAACUAGCUGAAUCAGACUCUACUGUAAUGUCCUCUAGUACGGGGUUUCCAACCCUGUACCCCGGCCAGCAACAACAGCUCAUGGGGUCCAUACACAAUAUACCAAGGGGCUUGGGCCAAGCACUGCACUCUCAAGGUCUUCAGGGGAGAAUAACACCGACACAGUUCGGGAACAGACCUGGGUCCAAUCUCGGAAUGAACUUCAUGGGAAAUAAUUCUGCGAGUAGAAAUCCUCUUUUCUCCAGGAAAAUGGGUGAGGGACCUGCGUCCUUUGAUCCAAGUGAUUUCCCAAGUUUAGCACCUGGUGUGGGAUCUGGUAUUGGUGGGAUGCCUGGUAGACCUAACUAUGUUGGUAUGGUUAAGCAACCAACAGAUCAUUCCUCGGAUUUUCAAAUGUCUAAUGAAGAUUUCCCAGCACUUCCAGGAGCUCCUCCUAGUGGUCACGGUUCAUCCGGGAGUAUUAUGGACUCCCUGAAGAUGCCUGUAAUGACUCCAGAACAAGAGUUAAAACAUCAGCAGCAGGCUAGGAAGGGAAUUCAAACUUCUCCAGACGGUAUGGUAACAAAUAUUCCGUCAACGAUGGUUGUUGAUCAGUUUGGAAUGAUUGGUCUGCUCACCUUUAUCCGGGCAGCAGAGACAGAUCCUAACCUGGUUUCUCUUGCUCUGGGUACAGAUCUUACCACGCUAGGACUCAACCUUAACUCAGAGGUUACUUUGUUUCCAACAUUUGGUGGACCUUGGGCUGAUACUCCUUGUAGACCUCAGGAUAUUGAUUUCCAUGUACCUCAUGAGUACCUUACAAAUACUACUAUCAGGGAUAAAUUAGCACCUGUAAAACUGAACAGAUACAAAGACGACAUUCUAUUCUUCAUGUUCUACACUAAUGUUGGAGAUGUUCUACAGAUGGCCGCUGCAGCAGAGCUACACAACCGGGAUUGGAGAUACCACAAGGAGGAAAGAUUGUGGAUAACCCGUGCUCCUGGGAUGGUUCCGUUAGAGAAGACACAAACUUACGAGAGAGGGACAUACUACUUCUUCGAUGUAUCAACGUGGAGGAAAGUUCCCAAAGAAUUUCAUUUGGAUUAUGACAAGCUAGAGGACCGACCCUCCCUGGCAUCUGCUCCUCCUGGUUCUGGACCUUCUCCUGGUCCUACUGGAGGAUCCCCUGGUCCCAUCGGUCCACAGAAUACACAGCAAGGAGGGUUGUAAUAACAUGCUCACAAUACAACAUUCAUAUACAACACUCAAAGGUGACCUGAUGAAUUCAUUGCUCGACAAAGCAGAGAUCCUAUUUAGCAUCCUUAUAGGACAUUUUAGACCAAUAAUUUAUUUCAAAAAUAUAUUUUUCCUGAUCCGUCAAUCCAUCUCCCCUACUCCAUCCUGAACCCUCUGCUCUUGGUUGUGAGGAGUGACUCAGCUGGAAUAUUGAGUUAAAAUGUAAAUUGAGUUCAACUCAACUCGUGAAGCCUGUCCGUUUGUUUUCGUCAACCUGUUCAUGAUCAUAACAGCGGCCCAACCAACUUUGUUAUAUUUUGUUAAAAAGUAUUAUACAUAAUUUUUAAAUAUUAUAGAAUUGCAUUUUUGAACCAAUAAUGAGUUUAUUAUUUGAA